AUGGUGGCCGAGUUAGCCGACAUUUCCACGGCGACGGUCGACGGAAAGUCAUCGGCGGUCGGCACCACGAAACACUGCAGGCUACCCAAAUGGAUCCAAACGGCGACGCGCGAUCCGAUCUAUAGCGUUCUGGACAGCAACGAGUGCAUCGCGGCGAGGAGUUUUCCUCCGGGUGCCGGCAAGAUCGUGGUGAUCAGCGCGGUGAAGAGCGCACCGAGCCGGAAGCUGGAAAACGAGCAGCGAGAAUCACCGCGCGUCUGGUCGCCAUCCCAAAAUAAAGCGUCGCCGAUCCUUGAGCCCGAGGACGAGAGCACUCUCUACAGCGUGGUGAGAAAACCGAAGAAAGUGCGGUUGUUGGAAACAUCCUCCGAGACGAACGAGGAGACGACGAUUCGACCUGUCGACAAGAUUCGGGACAUUGAUCCCGAGCAGCAACAGUUAGACUCAGAAGACGCGUCCAAGCGAGUUGAGGUAAGCAAGUGGCUCUACGACACGCCUAGACAAUCCCUCCCGGAUCCGCCGGAGAUGUAUUUCGAUCGUUCCGGGUACGAGAACACCUGGCCUGAGCAGGAGAGCUCGGUGGCACUGCCCCGAGGAGUGGUGGGCCUGGUGGGGCCCUACAGAGUGUACGGAAAUCCCAAUGAGAGGAGAGAAUACAUGCUGCAAGAGGAAGAACUUGUCGAAGAGGUAAUGGACUCCACGAGUGAUAAAGUACAGGAAGAAGAGAACAAGGAAGAGCACCGUCAGCGAGCGAAAUGGAAGAUCAGGGAGGACGGCGAGGAGACCUUGAUGCCGGAUAUCCGAAACCUGUCAGGUUUCGCGGGAACGAAUAUCGGCAAGAGGGAGGAGAGUGACGACUGGAAGAGCGGACGGGGAUCAGUGACGAAGGUGGAUAAGUCGGAUUGUAUCGAGGGGAUUCUACCCGGCAAAGAGGAGCGCGCGGUAGAUGUACCGGACACGGUCUCCGCGAUCUCGACGACGUCGAUGAAGGGGAAAUGGGCGGGCAAUGAGCAGCACGACAAGGAUAGCCUGAACGAGACCGGAAGUACAACGGGUGGCACCGUGGAGGGCACGCCGGGUGGCGGCCCCAGCAGGGGUGACAGGACCAAGGACAAGGAGGACCACGCGUCCGCGCAGGCAUCCACCUCGGCGCCACCUCCGAGAUCCUUGGUCUCCAGAAUCCUGGCGAGGGCACGGUCGCCUGAGGAUCUGCUAGAUCAUUCGGAACCCUACUCGCAAUUAUGGGUGGUUCUCUCAAACGUGUACGGCGAGCUGAUCGUCGUGUUAACACUGGCGGUAUGCUUGGCCGAGGUCAUGGACACGCCUGUGCCUCUGCUCAGCUUGCAGGGCAUAUUUCUCAUGUACCUCUACGUGGGCAGCAUCGCCGUCAUCAUCGCUAUCUACAUAUGGGUGCUGGUUGACAGCUGCGGCAGCUUAAGCCGAGGUGGUAACGGGCUCGGAGACGCGGAACUCGGUGGCGCGUCGCUCACCAGAUUCGGAUCAUUAAAACGGGCGCACAUCUCCAGGGCCAGGACGGCACCGACGAGUUUCUACAUACGAGUCGGCGCGCUCCUGUUCGGCCUGGCGACGCUGGUCUUCAACGGUCUGGAGAUGGCGAUGCACUCGAUGAUGCAGGGUGCCGAGUGCUUGACCGACGUCGUCUUUGUGCAUCCGGUGCUGCACGGCUUGUUCACCUUCUUGCAGAUGCACUUUCUCUUUGUAAACUCGCAGGUGCUCGUAGAGCGCUUCGGUCUGGCAGCCAGAUUCGGCUUCACGCAUCUCGCGGCCACGAAUGUCGCGGUCUGGGCGCGUCUGGUGAUUUGGGAUACCGCGCAAGAAUGGACGUAUUUUGUACACCUGGCGCAACACGAGCAGCAAACGUCCGUAUCGCCCUUGAGUCUCCGAGGAUUCCCCGGUUCCUUGACGAGACACUCGCGCGAUCUUAUAGACGAUUCGGCGAGGAAGGGAGGCCCCUUCAAACCCUACCAACCUGUUUCGAACGAGCAAAUCUCGCAAGUAAUCGCGUUGCAAGAAUGCUUGAACACUAAUACCUUGGGGCAGCUGUGGACUUCAAGUAUGCCUUUCUUAUAUCCCUUUAUCGUACAAUUUAGUUUGAUCGCCGCGGCGGUGACCUUCGUGAUGGGUCAGAACGUCGGCCGGAGUCGAUUGACUAAACAAAAGUUCCACGGCAGCAAGGACUUGAGUAGCCACACCAGAGUAGGUUGCGAUGGCUCCAGCAAGGGCCUCUUCCUGGGUAUUCUCUGCAUGGUCGCUGGUAUCGUGGUGAUCCUCAUCUUCCUCGUCGUGCGAGAGGACGAGAACUUCCCCUCCGCCACCUUGUCGUGGCUCACGUGCGGCACUCUGAUCGGCAUACUGACGCUGAGUAGCCUCAUGACAGCCAGUGGCCUAGUGCAGGUGCGCCAGAUCUCGGUAGUGAUCCGAGCGCCAGCCGCUCUGGACAGCCUCCUGUCGAACGUGUCGCUUUUCGGGGUGCAACUCUACUCCGUCUUCACCAUCGUGGUGUGCGCUUGCUCGCUGGCCAUGUCGGAUCACGACGAGACCGAGGACACGCGGGCCAGGCAUAUCAUGCUGCUGUCGAUGUCGAUCCUGCAGCUGGUGCAGUGCUUCGCGCAGAGCACCCUGAUCGCCGAGACCUCGCGACGCUCGUGCAUAACGCGCUUCCAAAUGCUGGCGAAGCCCGGUCGCCAAGUGAUCACUUUCCUGCUGUUCAGUAACGCCGUGCUCUGGGCCUUCGACACCGUCAUCACGCAGAACUGGCUGUCGCAGGAGCUGCAGCUUCGAUUCUUCGGCGUGCUCGCCUGGGGUGUGCUGUCCAGGAUCGGGCUGCCUCUUCUAAUUUUCUACAGGUUCCACAGUUGCGUGCUGCUGCUGGAGGCAUGGAACAAGUGUUACAGAACGCCACGGGGGGAACACCCUCUCAACUGACAACGCGGAAUCUCACGCAGACUCUCGUGCAGACUGCAUUCUGGCUUGCAAGAACCUCGCUGUCCCGGGAGAUCAACGCCGAUGGGCAACGGAUAUGCUUACAAGCGGCUGCUGCAUCCGAACCCGCUGUCGUUGGACGCGAUGCAUCUUCUCCCCUACGUGGACAGCGCGAGCUGGCUGUACCUGGAUCCGAAUCCCAUUUUUCCCGUACGCCUACCGAGUCUGGAGUGCGACGCGUCGUUAAUACCCGAACAGCACCGUCACCACCAUCACCACCGUCACUAUCAUCAUCAUCACCGCCACCGCAGCUGCCAGAGGAGACAUCGCCGAGUACUGAGCGAUCCCGGAGGCUGGAACGCCGGUAUUCGGAUGGACGCGACGCGACACCGGCGAGUACUCAGCAGCGCCGGCAUCGAUCUAAUGCGAGCGUCGAUAGACGAGGCCAAUGAAGAUAAUCUAUCGCCCGAGGAGGAGACAAGAGCGUCGACCUUCAGAAAAGUGCCAUGGCACCCUAAUUUGCAUAUGCUCAAAAUUAGGAGAACGUAGCGCAGUUGUGCGACUGCAACGAAGAACGGAAGCGAGUGUCUUGAACUGACAAGAAUCUAAAAGAAGUCUCUCGUAAACAAGUCCAAUCUCUUUGUAAGAGGUUUUUUUAGAAUUUCGCAUUAUUUAAGGCUGAAUUGUCAUAAAUUUAAGAGAUAAACGCACGGAGCAGGUUUAUGUCAAAUUUAUGAUUGUACCGUCCAUAUUGUAGUUUUCUUUAGUAAAUUCUAGAUAACUCGAAGUAAACUAAUUCUGUAAUUACGAUUUCGCGAUUUAUCCUAAAUUACUUUAAGUACUAGCUAAACUGAUAGUCUACGCACGAUACAACUUCGAGUCGAUUUAAUACGUCAUUUGUUUCCGCGCAACUGUGACAUAUUACUUUUAUAAAAGAUGCGAAAGAUUUCACCACAAAGAAUCGGAAUUCGCGGAAUGUACGGAUCGUACUUGUUACUUCAGGAACAAUUUAAGAUAAUUUAAUUUUUCCGUAUCUGAAAUAGAACGCUCUUCCACAAUGA
This is a messenger RNA of Vollenhovia emeryi, 4004 nucleotides long. RefSeq lists its product as uncharacterized. Gene Ontology annotation, biological process: proton transmembrane transport. Gene Ontology annotation, molecular function: proton channel activity. The record is from RefSeq and is a predicted model, not a curated record. The coding region runs from base 1 to 2946 and encodes 981 amino acids. NCBI's taxonomy places the organism in Eukaryota, Metazoa, Arthropoda, Insecta, Hymenoptera, Formicidae. Gene Ontology annotation, cellular component: membrane. The transcript is spliced from 9 exons.